AUGCGCAAGGCUGACUAUGUGACCCCUUUCGUUUCAAUCGAUAGCUUCGUCAAGAACCUGAGUGGAAACACUCUCACUCUGAACGCAGAGCCCACCGACACUAUCUCCGCCAUCAAGUCCCAGGUUUUCGAGAGAGAGCUCGUUUCUGUCGAUGAACAGCGAUACGUCUUCGGUGGAAAGCACAUCCGCGAUGAAUUCCCAUUGAGCGAAUACGGCAUCCAGAAGGAGUCCACCCUUCACCUUGUCCUCGACCUUCCCGGUGGUAUCAUCGAGCCCUCCUUGAAGGCCCUCGCCUCCAAGUUCAACUGCGAGAAGAUGGUCUGCCGAAAGUGCUAUGCCCGUCUCCCUCCACGUGCCACCAACUGCCGAAAGAAGAAGUGCGGACACACAAACCAACUCCGACCAAAGAAGAAGCUGAAGUAA
This is a messenger RNA of Trichophyton benhamiae CBS 112371, 423 nucleotides long. RefSeq lists its product as uncharacterized. Gene Ontology annotation, molecular function: protein tag activity; ubiquitin protein ligase binding; structural constituent of ribosome. Gene Ontology annotation, biological process: protein ubiquitination; modification-dependent protein catabolic process; translation. The record is from RefSeq and is a predicted model, not a curated record. Gene Ontology annotation, cellular component: nucleus; ribosome; cytoplasm. The coding region runs from base 1 to 423 and encodes 140 amino acids. The transcript is spliced from 3 exons. NCBI's taxonomy places the organism in Eukaryota, Fungi, Ascomycota, Eurotiomycetes, Onygenales, Arthrodermataceae.